AUGUGGGAACUCGAACAGUGGCACGAGAAGGAGAAAAAACUAUUACAACAAGUUCAAAAGCUUCAAUGGAUGGUAUCAGCUAGAGAAUGUCAUGUGCUAAUCAUUUUAUUACAACAAGUUCCCACGACGACAAACAUGACGUUAAAAAUGCAUGUUACGGACGAUCGAGUACCAAGUUUGAGGAAAAAGCUAGAGACGGAUGAAGAGACAAAGACAAUAGUAGUCCAUCUUGUAACGUCAAUGGAUCUUGUACGCGAAAACUCGAGUGUUUUGAUGAAAGUAGAAGCAGAAAUACGGAGAAUGGCACGUGAGUACUACAAGGCUCAAUUGAAACGAGUGAAGCGAUAUAUGAAGACACUUGCAAAAGCACCAGGAUAUGAAGUUUGGCAUGCGAGAUUAAAUUUUAAAAUGGCUCAUUACAACGAGUUUCGACGGUAUACGACCAAAAUACUGCAGUAUUAUGAAGCUUCCUAUGGUGCACUUAUCUCACUGCCAUUGCAUGAGAAUGAAGCUGUAAAUGGGAUUGCGUAUACUCAAGUUCUAACCAUGGCAGAGAUUGUGAAUUUUAAAUUGUGUUAUCACUUGAUUUUCUCGGCUCAUAAUGUCAAGGGAGCCGUAGAUCAACUGCAACGGCAUAUGGAUGUUUAUGGACGUACGAUGAUUGCGGUAGAUCGAGCUUAUGAACACUGGGAUUGGGUAUCUCGCCAGUAUCAUGUCUUUGCUCAAUUAUUACUUAAGGCGACUUCUAUUCAAGGCUUACUUCCUGAUACGGGGCUUGACUCGAACGUGUAUAAAGAACCAUAUUUAUAUUUCUCCAUUGCUGCAAAGUACGCUAUGUUCCGAAGGAAAGCAGCUAUGAAACUUGGUCUUACAACUGCUACCACGGUGUCUACUGUUACAGCUAGUGGUGAAACCUUACCGGAACGCGAUUUUGUAGUAGUGCCUUCCAUAUAUGUGGGCGGUGAUCCAGUAGUUUCCGAGGCCAGUGCUACAUUGCAGGGUCCGUCAGUGGCAGCUCUUGUGAAGUAUCGCCAUGCUGUGGAAAGGGCUGUUCCUCAUGCGAAGCGGUCUAUUCUUCUUUUAGAGCAUGCAAUACAUCACCUAACGGUUUAUGUGGCUGACCAAAACGCACCGCGAAGUCGAUUGAAAUGUCGGCUGCUGGUGCAUUUGGGAACAGAACGACUUGCAUUGGGUGAGUGUGAUCGCGCUUGUGCUGAAUUGGAGAACGCGAAAGCGACGUUUAGUAUUGAAAAUUGCUGGGCACAAACCGCUCAGAUUUUGAAGCAGCUGCUUAGAUGCACCUUUCGCCAGGGCCAUACUGCUGCCUACUUGGAUUAUUCACUGCAGUUAUUAUCUCCUGUUGUAGAAAAGUUUGUGUUAUUGAAAGAGCGUGGGCGUAUUCAGGACUACUUUCUAACAGCGUGGAGGAAUCCAGCAGCUUUAGGCUCACAAUUUACCGAAAACUCUGCGCUCACGAAUGGGUAUGAAUUAGCACUUGAUCGUUCUCGCCAGGUGUUUGCGUUAACAGCUCGAUUUGAUCGCGCCUUUGCUUGUGUAAAGGAGGAUGUAACAUUGGAGCUGAAAUUGCAAUCCCAUUUUCCGUCGUUACUUGUGAUGUCACAAAUCGAAUUGGUGUUCAAUGACGAGCGAUACCGCACCGUGAUCUAUCAUCGAGAUGAAGACACAUCCGGAUCGCUGACUUACGAUAACGGAAUCUUUUUCACUUCGCUGGAGUUUAGUCACAAAUCGAUUAAGGAAGUUCGUGUUCCGUUACGUGUACUGGACGGUCGACAAGUGCUAUCCAUCCAGGAAGUGCGAUUUUAUUUAGGUGGUGAAAGCGGCGGCGGUAAGAUGGAGAGCGUUGAUGUAGAUGAUAAGCGGCCACUGGAAAAGUGUUUGGUUCUUAGCCUGCUGGUCGAACGAACCUCUGUAGAGCAACGAGAGAUGCCGCAACCGUACCUGAUCAAUGGCCGUGUUCCUGCUAUGGGUAAUGGCUCUGCAUCUCCCAGCUUUUCCAGAAGAAAGUCAAUGUUUUCACUCGUUGAGGGAUCUCGGUCUGCUAAUGCUGAUGUGAGUGAAUCCAUUCAAGAGGAUGGUACUUUCCAUCUUCGAGGUUCAUCAUUGAUCAUUUUGCAGCCUCGCGCAAAGGCGACUCUGUCUAUGCUUUCCCAUGAGCCACUCUUGACGGGAGAUUUUCGUGAACUUGCUUUUCAGUUGGCAGCCAAUGAAGACAGUUUGGAAGAUGUAACGUUUCGAAUUGUGUGCGAACCUCCACCGACAUCCUUUGCUUCCAGUGAUGCAUUCUUUUUCACUGAGCAGUCUGGUGUUUUGACUCCAGUGCUAUUGAAUGCGAAUCUACAACCGCAAGACGUAAUGUCACUUCCGGAUAAGAGCCCACAAACCGAAGAAACUUUCCACAUUAUCGUCCGUUCGCCCAGAGCAACUCCUGUGACGUUGAUCGUAUCAGUGGCAUACACGACAAAGACUGGGGUGACUGUACGCUUUAAUGAACGGUUUAAUUUGGUAUGUCAUGAUCCGUUUGCGAUUCAAGGAAGUUUCAUUCACGAUUUCCUUAGUGGAGGCGGUGUGCCCGGUGCUGCUCAAAUGGCUAAAGGUUCUUACGGUUGUGUGGGGAGCUUGGUUAACUACCAAGGCAGUAUUACAUGCACAUCAGGUGAAGCACUACGUGUGCUUGCAUUGGAGUUUGAACCACGCGAGACGAAAAUGGUCGAAGACUUGGUCACUUGGGGAUUUGAAUCAUCUUUGAUGGAUUUGAACUGCAGCAACAAUGAAGACGUGUGUACGACUUUGAAUGAUGGUGAUACCCGAUGUUUCUGUCUCCGAUUGGUUCCAAAAGUAGCAUCACCGUUUGUAACACUUGGUCGUGUGAAAAUUAUCUGGCGUCGGAUGUCGUCAUCACUUGGCCGUGUUUCAACAAGUUCUUGCCACGAGAUUGUAAACACGUGGCUAGAACUCCCCUUGGUGUCAUUUGUCAGUGCUCCUCUAACGUUUAGUGUCAAGACACCACCAUUUGGUGUUGAAGGGAUCGUUGGUUACAUGGACAUUUGGAUCAAAAACAAUGAAGCUGUGUCUCAUAGUUUUCGAAUCAAACCAGUGGAUACCGAUGGAACGUAUUUGAUCUCAGGUCGUAUGAAUGCUACGGAAGAUUUAUUUCCAUUUGAUGAACAGGUUUUUCGCUUGGGUUUAGUACCCAUGAAGACAGGUUAUCUACGUUUACCAUGUUUAGAGAUUAUGUCAUUGACAUAUAAUCUCCCUCUUACGAAUUUAGAUGAACGUCAGGAAUUGUUUGUCUUGCCUCGGGAAUAUCCGGAUUGGUUUUCAACCAACGAAAUACUGACAACUAAACAUACAUUGAUCAAAAGGAAGAUAUUUUGUGCUGACUUGAGCUAG
This is a messenger RNA of Peronospora belbahrii, 3411 nucleotides long. The record is from the annotation of a GenBank genome assembly. Lineage: Eukaryota; Oomycota; Peronosporomycetes; Peronosporales; Peronosporaceae.